AACGCAAGUUCAUUGCAGCAGUUGCCGUUCAAUCGCCAGCCGAUCGGCUCCAGAGGCAGUGUGACAUUGCCGAGCUGCGAUUCAAACCCCUCACACACAGCGUGACGGAAUGACAUGAAAUCUCCAACCGGCAGCAAAACAGUGCCCCCAACACACACACACACACACACACACACACUCGUCCGGUGCCGGUGAUAAUUGCCUUUUGGACCAACGACGUCUGAUAAGAUAUAAUCGUGAGCUCGGAGGGGGAUUUCUUCCAGUUUGUCGUUGUUUUACAUUAUUGAAGAAUACGAUCUACGAUCUCCAACCAUGACGACACAGCGCUGGAUCGCGCUAACCCUCGCACUAGCUGCGAUCUGCCAUGUGCACGCCGAAAAUAUACUCUUUCUCCAGACGACGCCCUCGAAAAGCCAUCACAUCUGGAACCGGCAGAUCUUUGACCGGCUGUACGAAAACGGACACAACCUGACCAUCCUUUCGUUCGAGCAGGAAACGUCCGUCCCGGGCAAAACGUUUCUGGUGAUGGACGGGUACUACGCGAAGAUGAUGGCCGCGUUCGCCGACAGUGCGGGUGAUUUCUCCAGCUACGAGCACGCGUUCGGCAACAUCAUGAACGUGUACCAGUACUACAAGGUGGCGAGCGGGCUGCUGGAGGAGGAGGACGCCAUCCAGCGGCUGCUGGCGUACCCGCGCACCUUCCGGUUCGAUCUGGUAAUACACGACUUCACGAUGGGACAGUGGUUGCUUGGCUUUCUGGAGCACUUCCACAAUCCGCCGCUGGUUAGCAUCUCGCCCUACAACAUCCCGUCGUACACGCAGUACCUGGCCGACGUACCGGUCUACACCACCUACCUGCCCCAUCCGGCGUCCAGCUUCGGGACGCGCAUGACUUUCGUGGAGCGGGUUCAGAACACACUGUACUGGUGGUUCGACAUGCUGUACCGGCAGCAGGUGUACAUGCCCCAGGAACAGCAACGGCUGGGGCGCGUCUUUGAGGGUGCGAAUCGCACGCACGUCAAGCUGCUGGAGCGCCGGUCCGAGCUGGUGCUGGUGAACAGUGAUCCGGCGCUCGACUUCUAUCAGCUGCUGCCCCCGAACGUGGUGCAGGUGGGCGGUUUGCACAUCAAGCGCGCGGAGGAGAUGCCACCGAUGAUGAGUCAGUUCAUUGCCCGGGCGAACAAAGGCGUGGUGCUGUUCAGCUUCGGCACGAACGUGCAGAGCGAGAUGCUGGGGGCGGAAGUGAACCGGCAGCUGCUCGAGCUGUUCGCCAGCAUGCCCGACUAUGGCUUCAUCUGGAAGCACGCGAACGCGGACGGUUUGCUGAUGCCCCCGAACGUGCUGAUGGCACCAUGGGUGCCCCAGUCGGCCGUGCUGGCCAACGGGCGCACCAAGCUGCUCGUUAGCCACGGCGGUCUGCUCAGCCUGCAGGAGGCAGCGUGGAACGGCGUGCCGGUGAUUGGGGUGCCCUUCUUUGCCGAUCAGUUUUCGAACGUGCGGCGGAUCGAGCAGGCCGGCAUCGGUAUCGGCAUACCGUCCGCGCAGCUCAACGCCGUGACGCUGAAAGAAGCGAUGGACACGAUACUGAGCGAUAGCAGCUAUCGCGCCCGCGGUAAGGAGCUUUCGUACCGCUUCCGCACACAGCCGGAACCUCCGCUCGAGCGUGCCAUCUUCUGGAUCGAGAAGACGAUCGCCAACAAGGGCCUGCGGUAUCUGCGCUCGCCGACGCGCAGUAUGGCACCGUACCAGGUGUACGGGCUGGACAUGGUCGGGGUCGUGCUGCUGAUCGCGCUCGGAUACUAUCUUAUCUUUAAGCGUCACUCGAAGCCACCGACCGGGGAGGCGAACAAACCCAAGAGCGACUAGUACCCGCGAUAAGGGUGGAAGAUUUCUCUGUGCGGAAAAAAGCACGGUGGCAAAACAACACGGACACGGCGUUUGAGCAGUA
Molecule: messenger RNA, 1948 nt
Organism: Anopheles merus
Lineage: Eukaryota; Metazoa; Arthropoda; Insecta; Diptera; Culicidae
Product: UDP-glycosyltransferase UGT5-like
Exons: 4
Coding region: 313-1866 (517 amino acids)
Molecular function (GO): UDP-glycosyltransferase activity
Source: RefSeq, a predicted model, not a curated record